CCCUGAUAGAAUAAUAGCUAGCAUAUGGGGCGCAUAUAUGCAUCCAUGGUCCACCUUUGGUUUUCGUUGAAAAUAUGUGUCUCUAUAGACCUGAAAGGGUUAAAAAGUAAUCAUGGUGAAAGAAUCCCGUCGGUUCCUCCCCGUGGAACAAUCGUGGGGGAAGAAACGUGCCCGUGGGGAAAGAAGGCACGGGCACAAGGGCGUCAGGGCGCCGACGCGGCCCGUCGAGGCGGUCGACGCCGCUUCGUAGACGCUAUUCGUCCACCAGUGCACGUUCGUCUUGAACAUAGAGCGCGUCGCGUACUGGUCGCGGUCGGGAAACGGUUUUGGCAAGCGUCGAGCUGCCGUGCGCGAUAUGUUACCGCGAGCGUGAGAGAGAAAACGUCGCGCAGGAACCGAAGGAUAUACUAUAUCACACCGCGUUUCCCAUUGGAAUUACUAUGCGAUCCUACGCUGCGAAAAUUCUUGUGGCGAAUCGGAGCUGAGAUGUACAGGGCUGCGAGUCCUUCCGCGACGAACUGAGCGUUUCGGGGGACGUUUUCGCGGCAGUGAAGUAAUCUAAGAGAGGCAGAGGACGGUGACUGAAGCGGGAAGGUGUGUGGGGGUAGCAGAUCGAAAGGGUGGAGAAAAAUGAGGGCCUCGUUGCUGUUGCUGGGGGGCAUCGUGGUACUCUCGAUCGCGGUCGCGAGGGCUCUUUCGUGUGUGUGCUCGCCCCUCGAGUGUGACAUUCUCACGGACGAGGAUUGCCCCGGAGGCCUAACUUGGGACCCCUGCAAAUGCUGCAAGGUUUGCGCUCGCGUCGAGGGUGAGCCCUGCGGUGGCCUGUUUGGCUUUUCUGGAAGCUGCGCCGACGGUCUGCAAUGCGUGAUCAAAAAUCUCUUGCCCAAUACGAGGGAGGUGGACGAGGGAGUCUGUACAAAGAUUCCGGGCAGAUGGAGGAGGCACUGCCCGCACGGGCCGGCAAUGUCGGAACCGGGAUGCAACUUGGUCUCUGAGGCGAUCACGGAAGAGAACGGAAAUACGUUGUCGACCGGAAAAUGCGUUUGCGGACCGUCGGUGCCCUGGUGUCCGGACGAGCCGCAGCCUUACGUUUACGCGACGCGACACGAGUGCAAGCUCAAUUUGGCCGCCAAAACCGGUUACGAUGACCUCUUUAGUUCCGGAGACACGACGGCCGACGACGCUGAAGGAUACGUAAGCGGCGCAGAGUGUCCAGAGGACAGCGUCCGAGGUGAGAACGGCGGUUGCAAAUGCGCUACCGUGUGUCCACCAUCCGAAUGCCCCGAGGGUCAACGUCCCGUUCAAGUGAAGGCAGCGGAUCCCCAAACGCCCGGUAGCUGUUGCGCCCGCUACGAUUGCAUUCCCUCAGACUCGAGAGGACCCGAUCUGUGUCCCGAAAACAGCGUGUUAACGGAAGAUGGAAAGUGCGAGUGCGCGGCCUGUCCACCAGCGAGCUGUCCAGAUGGGCAUCGUCCGGUUCAAGUGAGGGCCGCCCUCGAUCGCGAGACACCCGGUAGCUGUUGCCCUCUCUACGACUGCAGACCCUCAGAAUCCGUAUCCUGGGUAACGGUGGCAACGGAGGACACGAAAUCGACGAAAUAUUGCAUUUACGAGGACAAGGCGAAAAAUCUAGGCGAACGAUGGCAGCAAUCGGACUGCUUGAGCUGCGUCUGCGAGGAGGAUGGCGUGUCCUGCCAGGAACCGAUGUGCAAGAACUGCGAGAACGCCAUUCCUCCGAAUCCAGGCGAGUGUUGCCCUCACUGUCCGAUCCCGACGAACGCGACCCUCGCGGAACCUGAGCCACCCUGUCGAAACUCCUUGGAGGACUGCGACCUGACGUGCGAUCAUGGAUACGUAAACGACGAAAACGAUUGUCCCCUUUGCAGCUGCAUCAUGCCAAAGGAGGACGGUGGCUCUUCGGGAGCUCAGCCACCCGUCGAACCCGACAAGGUUUGCCCUGAGCUACCGCACUGUGGACUCAACUGCGACCUCGUCAAGGACGAGGGAGGCUGCUCGGUGUGCGCUUGCCAGACACCGCAAUCUUUUGACGAACCCACCAACGACAGCGUCUUAAUCGACGAGACUGGAAAGAAAAUUUGCCCAGAGGUCAAAUGUGACUUGCACUGCGAACGGGGCCUGGUCAUGGACGAGAACGAUUGCACGUUUUGCAAGUGCAGGGCGUCGGACUCCAAUUGUCCACCUCUCGAGGGAUGCAGAAAACGAUGCAACUUUGGCUACAAGACGAACAAACGCGGUUGCCCUAUAUGCCGCUGUCGAGCCUCCUGCUCCGAUCACCUGAACGAAACGCAUCCGGAAGGAUCGACUUGGCAUCCGAACGCAUGCACCACGUGCAUCUGCGAGGCUGGAGGAAGACUCGGCUGCAGAGAAACCAUCUGCUCUGUGGCCUGUAGCAAUCCAUUGCCUCCGAAGCCAGGAACCUGUUGUCCAGUCUGUCCAAUUACGCAUUUGAAACAGAACGAGACGAGCAGUCAUCAGGGAAGCAGAAGUUGGGGCACGGUGCCAAUCACGGUGAUCGUGAUACUGUCGGUGUUCUGUCUGGUGUUGAUCGUGGACAAAGUUCGCAGCCGAUUCCGCGGUCGGCUGUCACCCUCCGAGGCAUCUUUCUCGUCGUACCCCCCGCAGUACUACAAAUACGUGCCGGCGUACGACACCCCGAUGCAUCGAAACGAGAAAAUCGCGCCCGUGUAAAAGACUGUACAAAAAUCCAAUUCCGAGCGAAUGCGAGAAGUCCCGUACACGUCCGGUCACCCGUCGUGUACCGCUGACGAAAAACGAAGAGAAACGGACCGAGAGUCGAACAAACGGGGUCGGAGAGGAAACAAGUUCGUACAUCUCUCGUCCCCCUUUUUCGCGAGAAACAAACAAAAAUAUAUUAGUCGCGUGAAAUGCACGGCCAGCGGAGCCCGGGAACCGGAACAUUUCACCGGCUGAAAAUACCAUGCGUAGCUUCAGUAUUAUUUGUAAGUAGCAGACGGUGUUGCGAUUAAAAAAAGGAAACGAAUGGUGGCGAGAAGGUACCGAAGCUCGUGACACGGCUGUCGAAACUAUCUUCAAUCCCCCGUAACUUAAUACAAUAUCGUGUUGUAACCUGUAAAUUAUAAUAUAAAAGCUAGUGUAAUUACCGUGGAAAGGUAACAAAUGAAUAUACUAAUGGUAAUGCUAGUAGAUCCUAACUUAAUCGAGAACCGUAGAAGAGAGACAGGUGUCUUGAUCGUAGUACGUAUUAGUUCCCUCGAUCUCUGGACCAUCGUUGUUGUUUCGCGUUGGCGGUGACGUUGCCCCGCCGUCCGUCGACGGAGCUCUGUGUCGUUUCGAUCGGUGAUUCUCAAAUACCUCUUCUUUCCUUUCAGCAGAAUCGAAGAAAAUUUCAUUCCAACAGACAGACUAUCCAUCUUCGUUAUAAAUAAAUAUUUUCACCACGAGAGGUUUUCUAGUUUCUAGAAAUCUAAUACGCGUUGAGCGUUCUUCAAAGAUUGUCGACAGUUUCGACUUCUUGAAAUAUUGAUUCACCGAUCCGAGACGAUACCUCGUUCUCGAUCGCGGAGCGUCGUUAAUCGCGGCGUUGCUUGCGGGAGCCCUAGUUGCAGAGCGCGUUCGUUCUUACGCUCCACAGGAAACGUUUCAUUUCACGGCGGAUUAAAUUAAAGCGUUUUAAUUUGUCAUCGAGGACCAACCAUCGGGAAAGAGAUGAGCAAAUGUUUCGCCGUGCCUCGCUCGUAAGAACAGCGUGGUAGAUUUAAUAUCUCUAGGUUAGCCUCCAAUAACUGUGUUACUAGACUGUUCCUAUGUUUCGCCUUUCUUUAACGCGAAUAGUAUAUCUUCGUACCUAGCGAGGUCGAGUGCGACCCGAGAUAUUUAUACUUCAAAAGCUGACCGUAUUGUCGCGAAGAGAAAUAAAAGUCUUCGCCUCUUUGAAAACAAGAGCUCAGGGCUGGAAUACCACUUGUUGAUCUUCUAACUUCCUUUCUUUUUUAACUCGUCGUAUUUGCUUUCUCCUUCGUUUCUACACACGACAAACAAGUUCAAUAUUUCACAGACGUAAGCACUGUUCGAAUACUCUAACUAUUUCAUACACCUAUUUUUCACCUUUAAUGAAUUAUGUUCUGUACCGUUCUUUUCUAAAGUUCCAGCCCUUGUUUAGUAUCGAAAAAGUAUAUCCGUAUAACGAACCAGGCAAACGCGACGGUUACAGUAGCGGCGGACGGAGAAAAGUGCUACAUCCAUUUUACGCGAGACGUCUUAUUUUUCGCGGUGUAUUUUUUGCUUUCUACUACUUCGACAUGGAAAAAUCACGAAAAGCGGAUCUCUCUUGAUCGGAGGCGCAUCGUCACACUGAAAUUUUUAUACAACUUUUAUACGGUGCAUGAUUUCGAAGCGGGAAAACGAAAAGGUUCUAUAUUUUUGUACGGUUCGGUAGGUGAUUUAAUUUAUUUUUAGCGCGUUUCAUUACGAGCGUCGAAUUUGCUUUCCAAAAUUUGGAACACGCGUUUACGUGGAUAUGGACUCGCGAACGAUGCAAAGAUCAUUCAAGAAACGAACGUCCCAGCAUCCUGGUUCGUCUCCGAUCUCGGUGCAGCACCAGUUUCGAUGCGUAUCCUCAGUUUCUCCCAAGGCACGCUUGUACAUAACUGCGAAUCUACUCGACACCUAAACGGCACAGCCCUUGCUACUGCGCGACAAAUGAAAUUACCGUCAAACUUUGAUUAUUAACGAACAUCGAGGUCCUGACAAUUUAUUCAUCGCGUGCGUUGUUCGCCAUAACAACGAGGUAAAUCUAGAUCUCUAGAUCUAGAUCCGAUCCAACGACUUCGAUUACUCGUUGUAACAAAGUUUGAUUGUAUUUUGCUGUCAAGCGGAGCAUCGCGCGUUCUAUGUAAUCGUUCGUUUGCACCGCGCUUAUUUUCAGGCUCGAUAUGGCGACGUAUCGUCCAACAGCGAUAGCCAGACACUGUAAUAUAGCCUAUCAUUAAAAGCUUAUACUCGGUUGGAUAUUUCUAUAAGAAGGUUCGAAUUGACAACAAUAACAAAAAUUCCAAAAAUUCAGCUCCGCGUUAGGGUGUCAAAUUGAGUACAACCUCUGAACGAACGCGAAAGAGAAAAAAACAAACGACGGCGGAAGACCUGCAAUAAACGCGAGAAGAAGUAAUUAAAUGCAGAAAACGCACGAGAAAAAGAAACGAAGAAACACGGGCGCCGACGUGCGCAAACAUAUCCUCUGCGUGUGCCAGGUUUCACGUGUCACCACGAUCGUCGUAGCAAUGCAGGUUAACCGGAUUCGUCACUGAAGCAGAGAUAAGCAAAAUUAUUAUCUAAAUACGAACGUCACCUGAAAAUUACAACCGAUUUAAAAAAUGAUAUUCCAUUUGAAACGAAUGAAAGCUUACCUGGAACAAUCGUCGCAAAGACGUAUCGCGACGGGAUGUUUUUAUUCGACGUGUUAGUAUUCGAAUAAUAAUUCUGCGUCUCUGCUCCGAAGGUUGACUAUACAUAUCCGUGCAUGUAGUUAGACGCGCGCGCACGCGCGCUCACGUAGAGACUCGUCUUAUCGUUCCUCCUCUUCUAAAUUAACGCAUACAUAUAUAUUUUUUCAAUGUGACACUCUCGUCUUACUGUAAUAUCUUAUAUAACCUAUCGUCUCUAUCGUCUAGUAAUACUAAAGUUACUCGCGUACGCGCGAUCAGACGCGCGUGCGUACCUAAUACAGAGCGAUCGUCGAUCAGCUCCAAGCCUGUAUUUCGUACGUGUACAUGUACCUUGAAGACAAUAUGCAUUCGACGCAACAAGUUCGCGCGACGUUUACACGCGAACCGAAAUUGUUUCUCGAAUUCUCCUUACCGUGUGCGAGAUGCGUUCGGAAGCAACAAUUCUGGUGUAGACGGAUGGGCAGUUCUUCGACGUACGCCAUGGUGUUUACUAGAGCUGUUCGAGUACUCGGAAAAGACGAGCCGAGUUUUACUCGGCUCGAAUGGCCGGUCCGAGUCGAGUACUCGGAAGAAACGAGCAGCUCGACGGAACCGAGUAGCUCGGAGAGAAGCGUGUCGCUCGAAAGAACCGAGUAGCUCGAACGAUUUAAGUACAUUCAAUGAAUGAAUGUGUGUGAAUUCAGCGAAUGCGAAUAUGUAUUCAUUGAAUGUACCUGAACCGUUCGAGCUGUUCGAUUUCUUUCACACGCCUGAAAUAGAUAAUCCGAGCCGCUUACUUCUGUCCGAGCUACUCGGUUCUUUCGAGCCGCUCGCUUCUGUCCGAGCUACUCGGUUCCUUCGAGCUGCUCGUUUCUUCCGAGUACUCGACUCGGAUCGAAAACUGGGUCUCAGCUCGACUCGGCUCGCGAGCAACUCGAAACAUUCGAGUUUUCUGCAGGCCUAGUGUUUACCCAACGUCGAAUUAAGACUGGAGCGCCUGGACUUCAGGAACUACCUUCCUUCGAUUAUGCUUCCGAAUGGGAUUCUAAUAGAAUCAUUUUUAACAUAAUUUAAAAGUGCAACUCAAAAGUCUGAUGUAAUUCUUGGACAGUUACGAAAGGUCAUUAAAAUGAUCAGUAGCGUAAACAUUGGGAAUAAUUCGCUUUACAAUACGAUAAAAAUAUCAUACAACAGUGCACGUAAUAAAGCACCUGUCUUAAUUCGACCAUGGGAAUACUGAUCAUUUUUUUUCACGGAAUGCAAAAAGUAAUUGAAUUUUCGCAAUGUUGCAUUCGCCGUGAGAGAAAUGGAAGUUUUAGACAGAUUUGUCGUCUCUGUUCUCGAGAAGUAUAGAUCGACUCGAACAGCGAUCGAUAUUCCACCGUGAUACUAAUCAAUCUAUCGAUAGUCUUGAGUAUCGCGUAGAAUCUUUUCUUUGGUAUGGUCCUAAUGAAAUUCUUGAAAGCCUCGAGUUUCGGCAAUGUCUACUGUUUUCCUUCUCGAGAAGAGAAACGACAAUGAUCGAUGAUAGGUGAAAACGGUAAGGAAACGGUUAAAGGAGUGCAGGAACGUUCAUCUCGAAUACGUAAUCGUCGAAGAGUCCUAGAAGAUUCGCGAUAUAAAGAUCGAACGAUAAUCGAACAUGGGGGCGGAAAAGUGGUAGAAACGCGCGAAACCGCUUAGUAAGAGACAAGUGAGACAAGUGUCUCGUGUUUGCGCGAUCUUUGUACAGUUUCACCGUAACGAAAUCAUAUCAGUGUAACCUAGACUUAUUUAAUAUGUGCGGACACGUAUGCAUAUUAAAAUCGUGCGUCAUGUUUAAAGAUAGCUCUUGUAUGUUAAAUAAAACGAGACUAAAUAAAAUUGUUGAUAUGUGA
Molecule: messenger RNA, 7300 nt
Organism: Hylaeus volcanicus
Lineage: Eukaryota; Metazoa; Arthropoda; Insecta; Hymenoptera; Colletidae
Gene: cmpy
Product: cysteine-rich motor neuron 1 protein
Exons: 11
Coding region: 631-2709 (692 amino acids)
Biological process (GO): regulation of signal transduction; regulation of cell growth
Cellular component (GO): extracellular region
Molecular function (GO): insulin-like growth factor binding; serine-type endopeptidase inhibitor activity
Source: RefSeq, a predicted model, not a curated record